Vanessa tameamea is the source of this 3385-nucleotide messenger RNA. Its product is annotated as follistatin. The transcript has 6 exons. Gene Ontology annotation, molecular function: extracellular matrix binding; protein binding; collagen binding. Lineage: Eukaryota; Metazoa; Arthropoda; Insecta; Lepidoptera; Nymphalidae. Gene Ontology annotation, biological process: anatomical structure development. The coding region runs from base 65 to 1264 and encodes 399 amino acids. The record is from RefSeq and is a predicted model, not a curated record.
GACCGCGCUCUCAGUCCGCGUCGACUCUCCGAUAGGGCCACACCGAUGGUAAGACGGGCGUCGGAUGCUAGACGCGGCGUCUCAGGCGGGUGCAACGAGUGGCACGCGUGGCGCGCGAGUGUGCGCGCACGUGCCGCGCCGGCACACGCGGUGGCGGCGCUCGGGGCGCGCUCGUCGCGCGGCUCGCCCGGCGAGCGCCCGCCUGGCGCGAGUGGCGCGCAGUACCGCGGCGGCGGGCGAGGAGCACAGAGCGCCGCACGCGCCGACAUGCGACGUUAGCGGGAGCAUGCGGCUGCCCCUGCUGCCGCUGCUCGUGCUGCCGCUCGUGCUCGUGCGCCCGGCAGCAGCCGGGAUCUGCUGGUCGGGAAUGGAGCGCGGCGGACGAUGCAGCUCUGUGGCGGCGCUACGCGUGGGUCGCGCGGAGUGCUGCUCGGGCGGCGCACGCGCACCCGCAGCCUGGAGCCCGCGUGACCUGGACAGUGGAGAAAUAUUCUUCUAUAAAGCUUUAUCUGGAGGUGUACCGUGUACAGCUUGUGCUGAAUCUUGUGCGGGUGUAUCGUGUGGUGCGGGGCGGCGGUGCGUGGUGCGCAGAGGGCGAGCGCGGUGCGUCUGCGCAGCGACGUGCAGGCGCGCUGGGCCUGUUUGCGGCAGCGACGGCAAGACGUACCGCUCAUUGUGCCGCUUGCGCCGUCGAGCCUGCCGCCGCCCCGCUAAGCACCUCACUCUCGAUUAUCCGGGCCCUUGCCGAGUCGGAAGCUGUGAAGGAGUGCGCUGUGGAGGCGACAAGCGCUGCGUGCUAGACGCUGAACUCGGAGCGCAUUGUGUGCGAUGCGGUGCCUGCAGUGUCGCAGGGGCACCCGUUUGCGCGGUGGAUGGACGCACGUACGCUGGUGCGUGUGCGUUGAGAAAAGCGGCGUGCGAACGCGGUAAAGCAUUGCCUCUCGCCUACAAGGGAUCCUGUAUGGCGAACGCGACCUGCGCGCGAGUGCGGUGUGGCGCGGGGCAGCGCUGCGUGUCGGGCGGGGCGAGCGGCGCGCGCUGCGUGUCGUGCGGCGCGUGCGGCGGCGGCGCGCGCCGCCCGCUGUGCGGCUCCGACGCGCGCACCUACGCCUCGUGGUGUCGGCUGCAGCGCGCUGCGUGCCACGCCGGGACCGUCGUCGACCCCAUGCACCCUGGACCUUGCAAAGGAAACAAAAAUAUAACGGACAAUAGUGUGACCGACGAGAAAAAUGGCGAGGAUACAGACACAUCACGAGUCCUAUAGUCAUGGACUCAGAAUUAGCACUGCAGUGUUUAGAUAACUUUGUAGAAUAAGUUGAUUCGUCUCUUGUUAGGACAAAUAUCUCCAAGCAUGUACUCAGUGUUAAAACGCUAUGUAGAAGACUGCGUUUGGAACCAGAAUUUACGAGUCUCUUAGGGUUAGGAUAUAGCCAUACUGAAACAAUCGACGUUUUUAGUUCUGAGUAGAAACAUGAUUUCGAAAGAUUAAAUUAGUAAAUUCGAUACAAAAAGUCUGAUAAAAAAAAAUACAUUAUAUCUAAUGUUUUUUAAAACGAAGUUGAAAGUCGAUUAAAACAAGAAAUUGGUGAUAAAUUAAAGAAUUGGUGAAAAAAUUUGAAUUCGUUAAAUACAUAAGAGUCCGACCUAACCUGAAGACCAGAGUAUUAGUUUUAUAAGAAUGGUCGAGUCAUUGAGCCAGUUCAUCCGAACGAAAACUGUUCGUAGUUACUUAUAGUAAGGUUUAGGAAAAUUCUUGACCUUGUUGCACAUUUUUCGACUUUUGUAGAUAAAUAAUAUGUCUAUAGUAAUUAAUGAUUAACACUUUACAUUAUUAAAGUUGAGCACCAAAUUGUACUUAAUAUUUAGUCAAAACGUUAUGCAUAGAACUGUAGUUAGCACAAUAUUUGGUAUAUUGUAGGUAUUUCUAUUCUAGAAAAUCCUAAAUUGCGUCUUGUUGACGUUUUUACGACGAAGCUCGUAGAUUGAAAUAACUUACUAUUUUUGACUGACAUUUGUUCUUAAAAUUUUAAUAACUUUUAGUAGUUUAAGAUUUAAUUUUACUUCACGUAAUGUGGUUUUAACGCUUAUGCAAUAUUUAUUAUUAAGUUAUGAAGUUUUAGUGCAAUAAUGUUAUUGAAAAUUGUGUGAAAUUUAUGUUUACGUGUUUUGUUUUGUUUUAAUUUUUAUAUACGAACGUGCGUCACUGGAUCAGAAAAUUUUAAUUCGAUCAUUUAAAAAGAACAUUUUAAAUACUUAUUUCAGUAUUAUGUCUAUGUAAGAUCUUUAGAAUUUAAUUUUUAUUUUCGAAACGUUUUCUAAUGAAAUUAGGUGACUUUAUAGACUGUAGAUAAAAAGUAAUUUAUUGUUACUUUUAAAUUGUUUCCAAAAUGUUUCCAAGUAUAAUUUGUAUGGAUGUCAGUUGUGAAUAUAUCGAAUCGAACUAAUGUGUGAUGAAUGUCACUCGAAAAAUUGAGUUUCUGGACGUCCUGCUUAGCUUUAAAUAGUUUACAAUUUGAUUUCUUUAAUAUAGAAUAUUAGUCCACUUAAGUAAUUAAUAUUUAAGUUUUAUUUAGUGUCAUAAUGUGUUUAAUUUUUACGUUAUUUAAAUUUUUUUACGUAAAACUAUCUGUAAGAUCUCAGAUACACAUACCUAUUAGAUCAAAGAAAAUCGAAAAUUAAAAUAGGUUUAUAUAACUUAAUUUGAUAUUUCUUAUAUUAUUUUCAUUUCAUGUGUUGAAUUUUAAAUAUUUUACAAACCAUAUUUCGUUGAUUUCGACUGCAUGCUGCAGUAAUUUACUAAAAGCGAAUAAAACGAGCUUAAAUAAAUUAAAAUAAUCAAGUGAUCUUGCCAGCUGAGUACUUUUAAAUUCAAGUUUUAAAUAUUAUGAUGAAUAAAGUUGAAAUACAUUAUGCAGGUUUGCAGUCGAAAUGAAUUGCACUGAAAUGUAACGAUGACCUAAUUCUGUGAAACAUGUUGAGUAUAUUUUAAUAUUAUUAUUUUGUAUUCUCGCUUAUAAAGUAAUAUUUAUACACUCUCAUAUUGUGGACUAUAUAUUUUUAAUACUUAACUAUUUUAUAUUAACAUACGACUUUGCUCUUGUCAAUUAUUUUCUUUAUGUAUGCGUAAACAUUUAGUCGUAGUUCUGUUCCUUAUACGUAACAUUAAAACCUUUUUAUGAAAUAUGGGACAGAUUAAAAAAAUCGUAGAUAAAUUUUUCAAAGCACAGUUUUAAAGUUUACGCAUACACAUUAAACGAUUGUUAACUGUACUACUACAUAUUAUUGUUGUAGUUGAACCACUAAAUUGUUGUAGUUAACUCAUUCAAACAUUAUAGAUAAUGUAUAAUAUAUUGUCCUUGUUUCUUCAUAAAUAUUUUACAUGAAA